UGUUUUUUGUUCUUGUUCGCUACGACAGAAUGCAGAGUGCUCGUUCUGCUGCAAUCUCGAGCCUCGUGCUGCUCGUGGCGGUGCUUCUCGCAUGCGCAUCGGCCGCUGCUGCCCGCCGCCCCGUUGUCUGCAAUGCUCCGUCCAUCAGCGCAUACCUCGCUCCGAGCCAAGUGCCGCCGGGAUGUCCAGUCGGACCGGCGUUCGGAGGCGCAGUCGCUGUCGGCGAUGCUCGACCCAUCCCGGCCGAUCGCAAGUUUGUUUCGCCCGUGGUCGACAGCGCCAUUCAGAAUGUCAGUGCAAAGAUGAAGGACCAGGACCUGGCGGGAAUCUUUGCCAACAGUCUGCCCAACACCCUGGACACAACCGUGUAUCUCUUCCAACAGUCGCCCUCCCUGUCGUCGUUCAUCAUUACUGGAGACAUUACGGCAAUGUGGCUGCGAGAUUCUACCAACCAGCUUUUGCCCUACCUGCGUUUCGUGCAGCAGGACUCGAAUUUGCGCAACUUGGUGCACGGCGCCAUCAACCGCCAGGUGGAAAACAUUCUGUCGGACGUGUACGCGAACGCAUUCAACUUGGAUCAAGUCAGCAAUCAUGGCGACCAUACCGACGAUCAGACCUCGCGGCCGUCGUAUCUCGGCACCAGCGUCGACGCCAUGGCCAACAAGCUGGUUUUCGAGCGCAAGUACGAACUGGACUCGCUUUGCGCCGUGCUCAAGCUCUCGUACGCCUACUACAAUGCGACGCGCACUUUGACGCCGUUCAAUGCGAACUGGGUUUCUGCCAUCUCCCUGAUUUUGAGUACGAUGCAAAUCCAGACCCAGGACACUGCCCAGGAAGACAAGAACGGUGGGCCUGCAUACUCGUUCCAGCGCACAACCAACGAGCCGUCUGACUCGCUCCUGCAUGGCCGGGGCUACCCGUGCAGCUUCACUGGUAUGAUCAAGAGCAACUUCCGCCCUUCCGAUGAUGCCAACAUUUACUGCUUUUCGAUUCCAUCGAACGCGAUGGCGGUUGUUGAGCUUCGUCAUGUUGCGGAAAUUCUCUCCGCGCUCGGGCAAUCCGCCCUUGCCAGCCAAGCUUCGGCGCUGGCGACGAGUGUUGACGCGGCCAUUCGCGCAUAUGGCGUCGUCCAGCACCCUGUCGCAGGGCAAAUCUUUGCGUACGAGGUCGACGGAUUCGGAAACUACCUUUUCAUGGACGAUGCCAACAUUCCGUCGCUCCUCUCGCUGCCGUAUCUGGGCUACAUUAACGCAAGUGACGCCCUCUACCAGCGCACGCGCGCGGCUGUGCUCAGCAGCACCAACCCGUGGUACUUUUCGGGCGCUGCGACCGACGGCGUCGGCGGCCCUCACAACGGCGUUGGCUGGAUCUGGCCGAUGGCCAUUUCGAUUCGUGCCUUCACGUCCGUGUCUGACACUGAAAUUUCCAAGUGUCUUGAGGACUUGAAGCAAUCUUCUGCGGGCUCCGGGUUUAUGCACGAGUCCUUCUGGCGCGACAGCUAUGGAAGCUACACACGACCUUGGUUUGCCUGGGCCAACUCGCUGUUUGGCGACCUGAUUUUGCACAUUAGCGACACUCGCCCGUACCUCAUCUACUGAUGCUGGUGAUUGAAUUGUCAUGAAUAUGGAAAGCCUUGCAAAGGAGCAUUCACUGUUGGCUGCGUAAUGGCUGUCAAAAGCUCCAGUUUUGUAAAUUGCUCAACAACACCUCGCCCGAAAGCCUAAUCUCAU
Messenger RNA from Capsaspora owczarzaki ATCC 30864, 1730 nucleotides. Its product is annotated as twin-arginine translocation pathway signal. NCBI's taxonomy places the organism in Eukaryota, Filasterea, Ministeriida, Capsasporidae. Bases 30 to 1598 code for a protein of 522 amino acids. Gene Ontology annotation, biological process: carbohydrate metabolic process. The record is from RefSeq and is a predicted model, not a curated record. The transcript has 5 exons.